CCUGCUCUAUUAAGAAAUGUACUAAACAAGAAGGCCGAAAAACAUUUGAUGUUAGCUUAAGUUUGAUAAAAUGUCGAUUCAAUGCAGAACCUGUGCAGCGAAGAUCUUUAAUCCUAAUGCCAAAAAUCUCUUCGAGCAAGACGACAAUGAGAUAUUGCUCAAUAUUGAAACACUAACUGGAAUCCGGUUGAACGAGGACCAACAUAUGCCCAAGCACAUUUGCACCUGUUGUCAUUUGGAUCUGUACCAUUCGAUAGCUUUUCGAGAGCGCUGCCUCAAAACCGAACAUUAUUUGCAGAGUGCAAAUCAAAAGGCGACGAAGUCAGACCCGCUAAAUACAGCACAGACAGAAGUUGGUUCAACAAGUGAAACACCAAGUCAACCUUUUGCUGCAAUAAAAAUAAGUCCUUCAGAGAAUCAAAUAUUGCAUACAGCAGAUACAGAAGCGUUAAGUCAAAACCCUCCGCAACAUCGCAUUUUGCGCGCUCGCAAGCCAAAUUGUAAUACUAGAACAGAAAAGCGUAUUAAGGAGCGCAGAAAAUAUUCCUAUGUUCGCAAUUUUGCCAAAACGUCGCCUGUUUCAAACGCUGAACAUUGUCAAGAAGCUGAAAGCUUUAAGACUUCACCACACAGCAGUCCUAGCAAUUGUGAACAGAGUCCGAGUAGAGCAAAGGAAGAGUCCAAUGAAUUGAAAGCCACCUUUGACCAAACUGAAGAGUUCCACGAAGCAGGACUCGAAGGCAGUCCAGCCAAGGUGUCCUCUGUUGCCGAGUCCUUGCCGGCACAAGAUAAUAGCAUUGCGACCAAGAAGGAUAAACCCGCUUUGAAGCCACCUGGAGAUCCCAAGGUCUAUAUCUGUGACCUUUGCGGUCAUCAGUCCACAAGUCCUAAAAACUUGGAUAUACACAUACUGCGUCAUAAAGGAGAAAAGAAUUUCGAAUGCGAGGAAUGUGGCGCAAAGCACUACUCCAAAUACCUACUGCAAUUGCAUAUUCGAGUGAAGCACCAAGGCGAGAUGCCAUUUGUAUGCAGAUUCUGUGACCAGCGAUUCUAUUCAGGCAGCACACGCACACGCCAUGAACAAGUACGGCACAUAAGAAGUUGGUCGUAUGAGUGCAAGAUUUGUGGCAAAAAAUACAACACGAAAUCGUGUUUGAAUAAACACGAAUUCCUGCACUCAGGCUUGCGACCAUAUCGCUGUGAAUUGUGCAAUGUGGCGUUUCCGCGCAAGCCAGGCUUAAGGAUUCAUUGCCGUACAAAACAGCAUCAAAAGCGGGCUAGCGAAGCGUUAAACAGUCAACUCGAUGGCAUAAAAGAUAUAGCCGUUCCUGACGGAACUAUAGUGUUUCCAGACUCAAUAAUAGUCGAACUUGAUGUAUAAAUGUGUAUUGUUAUGAGAGAAUGGCAUUUUAUGAAAAGUACCAUCUGUUUGCCAUUCACAACGCAACGUAUGCAACAGCUGUACCUUUGCCAUUCACAUGUUUUGUCUUCGGUAGUAUGAUAAUAAUAAAAACACGCCUGCCACGCUUGGGCAGGGCGCAAUUGAA
Molecule: messenger RNA, 1547 nt
Organism: Drosophila virilis
Lineage: Eukaryota; Metazoa; Arthropoda; Insecta; Diptera; Drosophilidae
Product: transcription factor Ouib-like
Biological process (GO): regulation of transcription by RNA polymerase II
Cellular component (GO): chromosome; nucleus
Molecular function (GO): chromatin insulator sequence binding; zinc ion binding
Source: RefSeq, a predicted model, not a curated record